Messenger RNA from Stegostoma tigrinum, 697 nucleotides. It is a transcript of the gene terb2, whose product is annotated as telomere repeat binding bouquet formation protein 2. Bases 153 to 686 code for a protein of 177 amino acids. Gene Ontology annotation, biological process: homologous chromosome pairing at meiosis; meiotic attachment of telomere to nuclear envelope. The transcript has 7 exons. The record is from RefSeq and is a predicted model, not a curated record. Lineage: Eukaryota; Metazoa; Chordata; Chondrichthyes; Orectolobiformes; Stegostomatidae. Gene Ontology annotation, cellular component: nuclear inner membrane.
CGGUCGGGCGGCCUGCGGUCUUUGGGUGAAGGCGGGAACUGAAGGGUGAAGCGUGGACAUUGCAGCUUCGCACGUUCGAUUGCUCCCCUUCUGUUUGAACCGUUUGUGGCUUUUUAUUCAAAUUAAUCGAAGGUUAAAGACUUUGUCUUAACAUGCACAAGAACAAGAAAGCCUGGUUUUCUCAAAGUGUAAGCAGGCACAUUUGUGAUCUUUGGGUAACCGAAGGUGGGAUCAUCACAAACUGGUGUUCAGCUGAUUUCUUAUUUAGCAAUGAUGCUGCUCAUCCUGACACACAGAGAAUCUUUGAGAGUUUGGAUUUUGUAGAGGACAAGGCUACAGUCUUUCAUGCUAGUUAUCUUUCGGCAUGUGAAGAGUCAGGGCUCAAGGAUAGUGUAGCAAUGGGCCAUUUUCUGCUUCCUCCAUCCUGCCUUCAUGAAGAAAUUCGAGCAGCAGUUGGAAAUUUCAUUUGGGAGCUGGACAAUCCUUUGCAACCUCAGCAGACGUACCCUGUAAACAACAUGGUUACUGGUUUUAUCUCUAUCGACGAGCUGAAGAAGUACUCAGGAGAUUUGUACGACUUCAUUCCAGGCAGCACGGGUUAUUCAGUCUGUCGUGCCCAAAGAGAAAAAAUGUUUUCAGUUUUAAAAAGCAGAAACAGGAACCACACAUUUAUUCAUACAAAUUAAACAAGACUGAA